ACAGGUGUGGCGAUUACGAACGCCUGCCCUGCCCUCCUCGCUCGUGCACAUUUUCUUUUAAGCUGUUGGACGCAAAAAUUGGCGGUGAAAGGAUUCAGACUCAGCAUCACAAGGUAUUGCGGAGGCACUCCUAGGGGGGUCGUGAGUUCUUGAGCUAUGAUCGUCGCAGCGUUUAUUAUCGCGUCAAUACUGGUGCCGACUCCUUCAUCGGCUUUUUCGUUUUUGUCGUGGUUUGACGAUACUGAUGGCUCAAGUCGCCGUGAUAAAUCUCGUGCAAGUGGCAACAGCGUCGAUGAAUCGGACAUUAUUGCCCAGCAACCUCUCCUCGAUCCCAAAGACUGGUUUCUCACCGAACAGGAGAUCACGGACUCGCGGGGUGGCGUACCAAGGAGCGACAUGGCAGUGUACACAACCGGCAACAACGUGACUUCUUACACGGCGACCAACGAAUUCUACAAUGCAGUCUACGACGACCUCAGCUCGACGAAGGAAGGCGAUCGGGUCAUGCUUGCUGCAUGGUUGGCAUCCCUCGUUCCACUCAAGCCCGACGUUGAUCCGACCGGGACAAAGACUGGUUUCAAGCAAGUGUUCGCGGGCGUCGUGGAACGAGGGGGAAACGUGAACAUUCUAGGCUGGGCGAGUAUUGCAGGCGCUUACAUGCCAUACAACAUCAAGGCUCGCGACGCUAUCAACACUAUCCCGCCAUCUUCAGUCAACGGAGCAAAAGCCGUUUACAUUUUCGAUGACCGCAUCGAUCUCAUAGCCUCUCACCACCAGAAAACACUGGUCAUCGCAACAGACAGCUCCUCCGAUAAAAAAGCCCAGCCCAUUGCGUACGUGGGUGGGAUGGAACUUGCCAUCGAUCGGUGGGACACCAUCCACCAUAACAAUACCGCAAUCCGAGAUGCGGGGAACAUCACCUACAAGAGUAAGGGCUGGGUCGAUGGACACAUCCGAAUCCACGGACCAGCCGCGAAAGAUGUUGCGAAUAAUUUCAUAGCCCGAUGGAACUCGGACUAUUUGCCGUGUCGCAGUCUAGAUGACGAACUUCUUGACUUUGAAAACCCUACGUUCGAGAAAAUCCCGUCACUCGACUACGCCAGCAGCAGCAGGACCUCCAAUCUCGGCAACCAAAGUGUCCAGAUCACACGAACCUUCAGCUGUCAAUACAAACACUACAAGGAGUUUGCCCCUAAAGGUGAGAACUCACUGUUCCAUGCUCGUAUCAAGGCUAUCAAGAAUGCGAAGAACUUUAUCUACGUCGAAGACCAGUACUUUGUGUUCGUACCAGAACUACUUGACGCACUCAUGGAGGUGAUGCCGCGGAUCCAGCGACUUAUCGUCGUCACCAAAGAGCAAACGAAUGCGUUCACGAAUGCUGGCUACAUCAAGUAUCUGUAUCAAAUGGUCGAGCCCAUCCGUUCAAAGUAUCCGAACAAGUUUAAAAUCUACACGACCAAGCCAGAACGGAAACUGCUGAUUCACACGAAACUUGUGAUCAUCGACGACGUGUAUCUGUCCAUUGGUUCGGCCAACUGGAACCGCCGCAGUAUGACGGCAGACCCAGAGCUUAAUGCUGACGUUGUGGAUGGUGAUACUGUCAAGUCACCUGAGGGUGUGACAGUGGGCAAAUUGCCUCGUGAUUUUCGCAUUCGCAAGUUCAUGGAGAUGACGGGAUUGAGUUACGAUGAGUUGGAUGCCAUGACGUUUGUCGAGGCUGCAGACCAGUUCGCUGUUGCUGCCACUGAUGAAUCGACGAUUUUGGCCACCAACAGAGUUGAACACCAUGCGUACUUCAUUGCUAUUACGGAAGCCAUGCGAAAGGUAUCAGAUCCGCAGUUCACUUGCAACGAUGACGAUAGGUGAGACUGUGGUGCAGCAUUCAAUCAAGCGAUCUCUUAUUACUAUUCGUGAUCUACAACUUGUACUAGUAGUAGCUUUUUGGAUAGAAAGAUAAAUCUAAGAUUCAAAAGUUGUGCGGA
Messenger RNA from Phytophthora nicotianae INRA-310, 1982 nucleotides. RefSeq lists its product as hypothetical. The transcript is spliced from 2 exons. Gene Ontology annotation, cellular component: plasma membrane. Lineage: Eukaryota; Oomycota; Peronosporomycetes; Peronosporales; Peronosporaceae. Gene Ontology annotation, molecular function: D-type glycerophospholipase activity. The record is from RefSeq and is a predicted model, not a curated record. Bases 157 to 1866 code for a protein of 569 amino acids. Gene Ontology annotation, biological process: phospholipid catabolic process.